AUGACUCCAUCUCUUGAGGACCUUGCGCCUGUUGCCCCUGCUGUCGUUAUCGACGUUCCACAGAGCUUCAACUAUGGGCCUACCGUUCUUCAGCCAGCUCUUCACCCGUCUAACGGAGCAGCCAAGAGUGGCGGUUACGCCCCUACUCAGGAGAAUGAUACCAAUGAUACCGCCUUCAAAGAUCCCCCUGCUCCACCUCUGGAUGCCUUGAAAGAGUUCACUGGAACUUUUAGUGGUUUCGGCUUCAACACAAUCUUUAGACCUCUGAGCUCUAACCCCAAAACCGUAACAAAUUUUCACAAGAAGCCUACCGAUAAUCAAACAAGUAACCUCCUGCAACUCAACCUGACUGGUGAAACCCAAGUGUUUGGCGAUAUACUGAAAAGUGUACCCAACCGUGGGCUGUUCGGCCAGGCUGAUAUCACUCUCACUGCGCCAGAAGGGCAGCCUAAACCAGCAGACCCUCCGGCCAUUCACUUUGAGCCCGGACUUUGGAUGCGCGUGCCUGAGGUCGAGGACAUGCCCAAGCUUCCAAUCUCCUUUUGUCGUAUGGGAUCUAUCCCCCAUGGUACAACCAUCAAUGCCCAAGGUUUUGGAGAUUCCAAAACCUGCAAGGGCGCGCCCGAUAUUCCUCCCACCGAUAUUACCCCAAUUCUGAUUGAUCCGAUCGGGAUUCCUCCAAUUGUUGACCCUCACACUUCUUCUAAGCUUCAGAAGAAGAAGCAACGUUUCUUCAACCAGGAUGCCGACAAUGACGCUACUCGCCGUCUACCGCAAGAUCUAAAGCCCUUCAUCGCCAAUGGAACUAUCACGCAACAAAUCAUUGAUGAUCCAAACACUAUCCUGAGACAGGCCAACGAAGGAAAGGAUAUCAUCGAGAACACCAUGUUUUUCGUCUCUACUAAUGCUCCACCCGAUAAAUUUGGUGGCGGAACAAGCAACAUCGGUUUCAACAUCGGUGCAGAUGAAGGCAAACAGAAAACUGGAAACGACAAGGGCAAUGCCAACGCUGUUGAUGUGAUAGCUCAAUACUGGGUUUCAAAGAUCCGUGCUGAGAUUAAACUUGAUCCAUCUAUGAAGGUUGGCUCAACGGUUUCUCCUGCUGCCCAAGGUCCCAGAGAUGCUGUGCCAGAGUUUUUCCUUGAUGUGGAGGUUGAUAGACCAAAGACUGUCACUAUCAUCUAUACCCAGAUUCAGUACUCUCAGGUUGUUAUGCUUGAUUUCAACGCUAUCAAGUGGCCACAUGUCACGGUUGCAACACUUUCACCAAGUGUCCAACUCGAAAAGCCUAUACUUUCUUCUGCUAUAGAGGCUAGGUUUUAG
Fusarium venenatum is the source of this 1323-nucleotide messenger RNA. RefSeq lists its product as uncharacterized. The record is from RefSeq and is a predicted model, not a curated record. NCBI's taxonomy places the organism in Eukaryota, Fungi, Ascomycota, Sordariomycetes, Hypocreales, Nectriaceae.